GUUUCUGUUUGUACAUCGCUAAAUUAAUCGCUAUGUGUAGCGUGUUUGAUUAUUUGUAGUAGUAUUGGUAACUGUGUAAUCGUGUACCGAUAAAAAGAGGAGUGAAUUAUAUAUUCACUUUGAUUAUCGCUACCGAAUUAUCGUAUGCCUCAAAUGCUUAGAUUGGUUAUAAUUAAAUUAAUAAAAUAAAUUAAAUGCAUAAUAAAGAAACGGGUAACGUAUCGUGUUAAUUGUCGCAUUGAUAUAUUAAUUAAAAUAUCGGAUAUUUAUAUCGGUGCAUUUAUUUCAUUUAAUCAAGUUCUAUAACCGGUUGAAAAAGCCUGGUUUCGUAUACAUUUAUACACAUGUAACAUAUUAAUUCAUAAUAGAAUUUACGUAUAGAGAUCGGUAGGUUUAAAAGAUGGUAUUGUUUCCUCGUAGUGGCAGAUCGUGUUGCUAUCAAAUGGACGAACGCGCCCAUUCACGGCGGUUCUCAUUGGUGACAACCUGUUGCUGCAGUGGCGUAAUCAAAAUUUCGUCGACAUAGUUCGUGAUCGAUGUCUGUGUCUACGAUUAGCAUUCUAGUAGAACGCUUCCUUUUCGUGUGACUCACGUUAUUGACUUUCUAUGAAACUCUUGUGAUAGAAUAUUCAAGUCAUUUCUCCUGCAUAUUCCAUACGUUCAAGUACAAAGUUAAUUGAAUUGAAAUUCAAUAUUACAUAUCGGAAUUACAUAAAAAAUUUUUGUUUCCGCAUUCAAUCAGAGUUAUAUUUCUCAUCGAACGUACUUUAUCAGCUUGCUAAAAUAAAACGUUACUAUUUUCGGUUCUUAUGUUUAUUCAGUUCAGGCGGAUGGCGGUAAGUUUGUAUUCCGUGUAAGUACGUAGCACGAAACUUUUUUAGAGUUGUGUCAGUCUCUAUUCAGAAAAAACGUUUGUGUACAACGCUUGAAGAGUAUAUUUUAUACAUUGUUUUCCAUGAUCUACUACUCUAUUGCCUUUUUAACAAAUAUCUGAAUUCUGCUUCGAUAAUACGUAUAAUGGUCGGGGAGAAAGAUCCCACAGCAUCCGCAAACCGAAUAAAAUAACCAAUAGCGUCAGCUGUUGCUUCGCAAUCUUUGAAUACCAUAAAUCGAACAUCUAACUACCAAUCACCAUCGAAUGCCGAUUCUCUGAUGCUUAUGCGUGCUUUCGAAUAGUUGCUUGAAGUAAUUUUGAAAUUGUUUAGUAAAGCGCUAUUAGUACCGAUAUUUUUGCAUUUACGCCAUUGGCUUGACGUAAGUUGGAAAUUUAAAUAAAUAGUUACGUACUGUAAAAGAGAUAAUGAACAAAAAAGAUGGCAUUGUUAACUAACUUUCAAGUUACACUUCUUCGUAUACCUAUAUAGAUAUUUUUUUAAAAACAAUGUGCCAAAACAAGUUCCCUCGUUCCAUGGUUUUCUUUUCUAAUUACGUGAUUUCAUUCUGAAUCACGUCGCAUGUAAAACACAUACGACUUAUAUAUUAAGACGCGGCACUGCGUCUUCGGGAUAUAUUAACAGAUUGGAACCGUAAGCAAUACCUGUAAGGAGGAAGACAGAGGACAAGGGGCAAGCGAAAUAUUGUAAAUCGCGUAAAACGUCAGAGGCAACAGGGAAUUUUCAUCCCGACAGAAUAUCGGCAGGCUUACGCCACUGUAAAUCGGUGGAUGCUGCGUCAGGAGCAAUGGCGGCACUGGCUUACCUGGCCAGUACCUAACCUCCUCCCCUCUUGUUCGUAUCGUCGUCACGUUCCUCAGAGCAAUCCAACGAACCUGUUGCCUGUUCUCAUCCAGUGUCGUGUCGCUUUCACGACGAUCGUGCGCGGUUCAUUGCGGUUCCUUCAGCUUUGAAAGUUGUCCGCUACUCUGCAGCGAAUUCGUCUACGAAAUUCGAAGAAUCUGUGUUUCGUCUCUCACGAUCUUACGAUUCCAUGAUCGAACGUUGUCUUCGUAGAAAAGUAUCUUUCGUCUUUGUCAGCUGGACGAUUACACAAUUUCAUCGCGUCUUGUGAAUCUACACGCUGACCAUAUACGACGAUUUGUUUGCGAGCGCCGCACCGUGAGUGAGAUUAUCGAGAAGUUAUGUUCUUGUCAAAGGAUUUGCUGAGUGGCACGUUUGGUAAUUUGUCAUGGUGUUGCCCGAAGGAUUUACAGUCCGAAAAAUUACUGCGUUCUGUUAAUUGAAACGAAGCAUUACAUAUGGAAAUUCCUUAGGGACGCAUUUUGUCCGUUACAUACGAUCGAUUAUCGAUAACGACUUACAUACUGUAUGCCUGGAGUGAUUCGCGCAAAGUUUGGGAAGCUUGUUUCGUGUGCAUGAUGAUUGGUAAAGUGGUUACUUCGAAGAUGACGAUUCUGCGCGAGAGAAACUAUCGACUGGUUUCCUUGAGAGUGGAUGAGACUGUACGCGGACUGAAGGAGACUUUAAGGAUUGCACUGUAAUUGCAGACUCGAUGCCACGGUGGAAAGCGAUUUCCUUGUCUCGCAUUGGCGUCGCUCUUUAUCCGAUGUCAGCGAUGAUUUACGAGCGCUGUCGGUGAAAUUUUUUAACGGAUGGAAUGAUCGAUAAACGUAGAACGGAUCUUUUCGUGAUUCGAUCGCUUGCGAAGCCGAGUCGGUAUCAGAUAUGGAAUUUCAUUUUCUCCGAUCGCGAAAUUUCCUAUGCAAUUAAAAAUGGUUUACUUUCGAUCGUUUAAAGUAUAAACUGAGUUUUCUGUCAAUUUUACAUGCUGCAUUAUUAUAUUCGAAAUAUCCGAAUAUAUACGAUAUUUGCGAUAAUGAUAUUGAAAGUAAUCGAUAUCGUUGAUGAAAACGCGUGCUAAAGGGCAAAUUCUUCGGAUAGAAGUCAAGGAAUUAUAAUCGUUGUCCAUGGGAGUUGGAAGAAGCGGAUUGCAAGAUUUGACAAGUUCGUGCUUGUGUUACCAAAAGAGUGCAUUUGUGCGCGCGUGUAGUGUAGUGAAAUAAAGUACCGAGUGAAUUGCGUCGAUUGUCUUUGGACGUCCGUUAUCGUACGGUUUCAUCCAACGUCUUGCGGCUUAAAUUACGUUUGGCUGGGAGGACGAGCGGGAAAGCGGUGGGAGCGGAUAACGAAGAAGAGAACGAGCGCGAAGGAUGCUGGCUGCCGUGAGGCCGUUCGUCCAAGCAGAAGCUGAGACCGCAACCAGAGGCUCGACCAGCCGGUGACCAGCUCGACGUCCGGAAUGGACAGCAAAAAGGUUGUCCAGGCGGCGCCGCUCCCCGUACCUGUCCAGGUACGUAGCAAGAACGAUGGCUCGGGGGUGGCCGCAUCCGUGUCGGGGGUUCGCAGACGAAGCGGCUCCCAAGGUUUACGAUCGCCCGCCGCGAAGAGGCCACUCUCCGCUCCCGUCGCCCUUCAGGGAUGGCUACACAAACAGGGCUCCGAGGGGCUGAUGCUUUGGAAGAAACGGUGGUUCGUCCUCUCCGAGUACUGCCUCUUUUAUUACAAAGGUCCGGAAGAGGAAAAAUUGUUGGGCUCGAUAUUGUUGCCGUCGUACAGAGUUACCGUGUGCAAGCCCGAGGAUAAAGUUAAUAGAAAGUUUGCGUUCAAAGCCGAACACGCGAAUAUGAGGACUUAUCACUUUGCAGCGGACAGUCGCGAAAGCAUGAAUCAAUGGGUGAACGCGUUAACCUUGGCGACUCUUCUUCAGGACCCAAGUCCCGGGGCCGGCGAAGCAGCGGUGGUAAUCGAGAUAGCAGGCCAGCCGGACGGGGAGCGGAGCGCACGGCCGAGCGUCUCCUCGAUUUCCUCGAUUCUGAAUCAGAGUGCGGACGAUAGCGACUCUGGAUUUCACGGUUUCCAAUCGCGGGACGAUCCGAGCCACGCUUCCAACAACAACUCCAGCCCGAACAGCGUGAACACGGCCUCUUUCCCCAAUCUCAGUGGCAGCAACAGCAACACCAACAGCAACACCAACAACGGAAACAACAACAGCAAUAACAAUAAUAACACCAUCACCAACACCGGUAACAACAACGCGAACGAAGUUCAGCCAUUGGUAAACGGCUGGAUUCAACAGCAAACUCCGUACGGUCAACCUAGCACGUCGCAGCACCAACAUCAGCAACAGCAACAGUACGGUCAGCUGAUACCCUCUUCUCAGCAACUGCAACAGAUUCACUCCCACCAGCAUCAAGCGUUGCUUCAUCAGCAUUUGUCUCAUCAGAGUACCAAUCAAACUCAUCAGCUCCAUCAUAACAAGCACGUCGUGCAGCAGCCGCAAUCCCAGUCGCACUUGACAGCCAGCAACGUACAAACUGUGCAGCCCAUGGCCCGAAAAUUCGGUCAACCGAUCUACGCGAACGCCCCGCCCAAACCUAGAAGACUGACCGACGGAUCGACCGAGUACUCGACUCCGUCGCCGGAUCCGGACUACCGGAAAUCACCGGUAUCGCCGGACGUUACGGUGACCAGCAAGAGCCCGAUGUCGGACUAUGACAGAGGCAGCAUGAUCUACGGGACGAGGAUGAAUCAACCGUCGCAGCAGAGCCUCAGAACGGAUAAAUCGGGCUUGAAUUACGGGUACGGACAGGUGCAAACGGAAAGGCGCACGCCCGACACGUACGGUCGUAGCGCGGCUAAACCGAGAUCCGCCAGAGGGAACGGUGACUACGAGGAAGUUUAUGGGGCUCCUCAACUAUAUCAGAGGCCAGCUGGACCUGUUGGCUAUACCAAAGGAUCCUCGCCAGCACCUAUUCCGAUUCCGCUGUACGCGCAACAACAUCAGCAGUAUCAGCAGCAGAUUCAUUCUCCUGGCACGCCCUCCAAUAUGCCAAUAAUGAGGCAACCGAGGACGCAGCCACCACCGCGACCGCAUAGCGCGGACUUCUUGGAGUACGAAGCUACCAGGAAGCCUCAUCAGCAGAUGCCACCGCAGUGCGAAGAAUCGCUGAAUCAACAGAGGCGUCCACAAAGGCCUAAAUCGAGUUUAGACAUAGUCACUCCGUCGGACGCUACCAACGACGGUUAUUUCUAUUCCGAGGAAAGAUACGCGGCACAGAUGCGGCAGUCCUCGGUUUAUCUCCAUCAAACGCCUCAGCAUCAUCAGCAACAAAGGAACCAAUCGCUUUCCCGAGCAACAAUGCCGUCGAAAGCAUCGGGAAUCCGCGACAGAAGCGACGAGAGUAGAAUAGCAACGCUGCCGGAUGUUUCCUGCUCUGGCCUGAGGCGGACGCAACGCGAGCACGUUCAUCAGCAACACGUGAUACCUCACCAAUCCCUUCAAAGGCACACCGAGGUGAACAGCAACGAGGCGAAACUGAGGCGAUCGUUGCGAGAGAAGAGCUACGAGUCGAGUAACCGAGAAAUGUUGAGUCACAUGGCCGAGGACGGAACGGUGCCGCGAAGAAUUCCACGAGAGUACGAGUCGUCGAUGUCGGCGGGGUGGGGCGGCAGAUCGACGAGUCACACGGCCCAGGGGACUACUCACGUGGGCCAACCGUGUCACGCUCCUCACGCCGCUGCCAGACGAUGGAACGAACAGCAACAGUUCUGCAGAUCGGCGUCCGCGCGUCUCCCGAGGACCAGGCAUCCGGCCGCCUUGGAUCCCGACGACGACGACUACGACUACGGAGAACGAUCUUCCGAGCAGGAUUCGCGUGAUGGUGAACGAAAGAUACAGCAGCGCGAGGAGUCAAUGAAGCGACUGCUGGAAUGGAAGCAGCGAAUGCUGCAAUCGCCGUUAACCCGGAAGCCAUCGGCCUCGGUAAACAGAGGACGGGCGCAGAACGAGCUGUCGAACUAUUACAAGCAGCAGGCGCUGCUCGAGCUCGCUGCUCACGAGGCCUCUGUCGCAGAGGGUCGUCACUCACGGCGAAGAGAGGACGGUCAUCGGCCACAUGUCCGCAGCAAGAGCAGCGACGGCCGCCGGACUGUCGCCAACGUUUCGCGAUACAACAGCUACUCCAGCGACGACGAAGAGCUGGGAGAUGUCCGGAGGAAGCGCACGCGUAGACCCUCGCAUGCAGGAAGGAGCCCCCGCCAGCACGGAGACAAUCGUACGUCGGGAAAUCCGCUUCACGAUGCCAUCCCCGGAAGUGGCCGCCAGAGUCAGAACGCUAUUCGAGUCUCGAACGACCGACAACCGAGCCCCACCGCUACCGUUCUACCUAAUCUGGGCGGGAUACCCCCGGAUGCCGGGUACGAGGAGGUCAGCUUCCCUCCUAUACCGAGAACCGAACGUUCUCCGGAGUAUCUCUCCUCCGGGCAGACGUCUACUACGAGAACCGAUCGACAAGACCACGAUACCUCUUCCAUCGACGAAGACAAGCUCAAGAAGAAACCGUCCGGGAUCCUCAAGACUUCUACGGUUUACGGUGUCGAGCAAGCCGGCAAGAGUUCGAAUUGCUCAACCGGAUACGCGACGGACACCUGGCCUGCUCAGAAAACGGUUCAGUGGACCACCAAGAAGGAACCCGACGAUUGGGAUUCCAAUAUCGAUGAGAGCAAGGUCAUCAAAGAAUUUUCUUAUCAGUACAUCAAGGAAGAGCUGGAGUCGAAGAAGGAGGACAGGUCUGCGGCUAAACCGGAAACCAUGAAUCUGGUGCAGUGUAGGAUACGAUCGUUCGAGCUAAACAUGGAUGGCUCGAGUCCGGUGAAGGAGGUAUUCGCCAUGCAGGAGCCACUGAAAGUGUCGUCCCCUCUUCAAGCGACGGAAGCCCACGUCUCUAAGCUGGACUGUUCGAAAAAGACGUCGUCGAUAAUCCGCAACUUCGCCCUAGGUGAUUCGGAUUCUCAAGAUUGCAAGUACAAAAACGUCAAAGACGGCCAUACCAAACAAGCGUCCACGGAUAGCAACAAAUCCGUGAAGGAUCUGCUGGCGGAUUUCGAGAGGAAGUCUCGACAGGUUCAAAGACAGGAAUACGGUAGGCACCAGGAAGUGAAACACCGUGGAGUGUUUAGCGACUCGGAGGCUUUGCUGUACGAUACGGGCAGCGAUCUGGAUCAGCGCGAGAAAAACGAGGACGCGCAGGACGAGAGGACCCUACAGAUCGAUCAAGUUGUACCUGAGCCUAUCAACGACCAUAGAAUGUACACCGACACGACGAAGAAGAAGGGGAACGUCUCCUUUAGACGCAAGAAAAGAUCAUCCUCGAAGGAGAGCGAGAGCGAUCAAACUAUACCUACGGAGGAUCUAGACAUCCUAUCGAAUCCCAGUUGCGCUAGGUUAAGCGUCACGGAAUCUCUGCUGACUCACGGCGAUCGUUUCUCCGGAGAAAGCGGUACCACGAGUCCCACCGUGAAACAAGAGGAUAUCAGUCCCGAAGAACACUAUCUGCCCAUGACUCCUAGGAAAGCUAUAUUGGAUCCGAACGACGACAGGCCGAAUCCAAAGAUGAUGGAGAGCCUGUUUGCCAAUUUGGACCACGAGGAAAGUUCGUACGUGGAGAUGGCGCAGAACGGUAUGACCCAUUCCCUUUUGGCGCCCACCGACGAUAGUAGGAAACACGAUUCCGGCGAUUAUUCUACCUUGGACACGCCUCACUACGAGUUUGUUUGUGUGUCUGACAACAAAAUGGAGCCAGUGUACAUGGAGGUGAGUCAGUUGUCGGGAAAGGAGGAAGAAGGCGGUGGAAAGGUGUCCCUUUCAAAGAGAAACGACGAUUCGACAUAUUCGAGGACGACCGAUCUCCCCGAUAUUUUAACAGCCCUCAAGUCCGAUAGUUCGGACGCCGAUGACGAAUCCUCGAAGGAUCUCGAUUCGAUCGACGCUCCACGGCAUCCAAGGUUCAGUCUGUCGGACACUUUCAGACCCGCCUCCUAUUAUUUAGGCGCUAGUCGAACCAUGAUCGCGGAACUGCACGAUUCUUCGGACAGUGAGCUGGUAUCACCUCCGCCUAUUCCAACCUCGCCGCCUCCGUUGGACGAUUUGGACUCUUUGGACAUGCAAGAAUCAUUAGAAAUCAAAAAGGUGUCUCCGCAAGUGGCGGUGACGAAGGAUAACACCUCGGGCAGAGACUCUCCGAAGUCGUGGAACAAACCGAUGGGUCAGAUCGAGACCCAUAGGCCUCCGUCGAGAUUUUCUGACGCUACCAUCAGCUCCACUUUUAGAGACAGUAGAAUAUCUUUGGAGAGCGCGUCCGGAAGCGACUCGGUGGAAUUGAGAAUGCCCGAGGAGGAAGCGAGACACAGACAAUUGAAAACCAGACCAGUCAGCGAAGUGUGCGAAGUUCUCGACAGCUUAGACGAAUUGGAGUCCCUCGGAAGCCGCUUCGACGGAGCUAGUAUCGACUUGGAUCAGUAUCUGGAGGAAUUGCAGGCUCGCGACGCCUUCAACGUCGACUUGUAUGCGAAAGAUCUCAGUUACAAUAGCAUUUACGGAUUCAACGAGAACAUGAUGGUAGUGGACAAGCUGCAGAAGACCACCUGCCGCGAUCUGUCGAGGCAACCGAACUUGGGCUUCGAUAAUCUUGACCAAUCUCUGAGGUACGGCGCGGCGAACAAAAUGGGAUCGGCGAGUAGCUUGCCUUCGAUGAGAGUUUGCGACGCUCCUCCUUCUCAUCAGCACUCGCAGUCUUUCACCGGGGAUGCUCAUUACGAAAAUAUUUCGAGCUUUUCUCCACUGAGGAAUUCACCGGCGAUUCGAUCGGACAAUCAAUCGCGAGACAAUUCGCACGGUCUUCAGAGAGGAUCCCAAAAUAACCUGCUUACGGCUUCUCAUAGCAGAGACUCUAGUUACUCUCUGGCCUCUGGAGCCGCUUCGAUCUCGACCUCUAUGGCUUGUCAGAGACCUGCCAGCGCCCAGUCCUCCAUGCACUCCCCUACGGGUUCGAUGUCCUUGGGAAACCACGGGAAUAGUUUGGUCGGCAACAUGCUGCAAAACGCGAGUCCCUACUCCGAUCUACGGUUUCAAAGUCAUUCGAGGACGGCCAGUCAGGAUUCCGCUAGAUACUCCAUGAUAUCGAACCACAGGUCGUCGUCCAGUCAAGAUUCCAGUCACUAUCAAACUUCGACGUCUACGGUUAAGGCAAAUCCCGCGCCUCAAUCGUAUAUGCCAGGUGAGCCACAUCUACAGAGCGAGCAGUCAGGCGCUCCUUACUACUAUUCCGAUCUCCAAGGUAGCGUAAACGCCGUAGACACCGCCGAGUCGAUGAAGCCGAUCGGUCAUUCUUCCAGAUUGCCUCAACUAAACAAUCAAAGAGACGACGCUUCCGCGUUAAACAAGAGGAACGAUAUAGGACGUAUCGUGAAUCCGAUUUCCAGGCAAAUGCCCAGACAGAUUCAAGUGGAUGACAUAGACGAGGCUAGGCGAAUAGCGGCCGAACUCAGGAAAACGACUUGUCAACUGUUGGGCGACAGCAAAGUCGAUCUCGUGGACAAGAAGAACUUUUACGAAGCCGAUACUCUGAGGAGGGUAAAAUCUACCGAUCCUCUGCCUGAUAUCUCGUCGGCAGAGAUUAGCACGAGGAAUCUGUAUCCGCAUGGCCUUCGCGAUAAGUCGAACAGUCAGUCGAACAGCCGAGACACCUUCGAGUUGGCGCUUGGAACGCAGACGUCCCAUCGAAGGUCUAGGUCUUUGGAGGGCCUUUUGGACGACGUCGGGCUUCAGAAUCUGGUGGAACAGAGGAACAGAAACAACCGAGUAGCAACGGUUCCGCCCACUCAGGUUGAGGAAGAAGCGCCGCAGGACAUGGGUGGCAUCGGUAGCGGUUCUACGUCGAACAGCUUCAACGUCGAUGACCCCUGGGAGCAGGACUCCUUGUGGAGAGAAAGUCUCCGGCGAGUGAGUCUAAGAAAUGCCAGGUCCCUGGACAAUUUGGGCAGUCCACCAAGACCGACCAUAUCUAGCUCGGACUCGAAGGGACGGAACAAGAUCACUCGUGGCGCCACCUACGUGAACGACAGCGUGAUCUUGCGACGAGAGAAUUGCACGGAGGAUUCUUCGGACAGGCCACGCGUGAAACGUCGAGCCAGCAAGGAACAGGAGAGGGACGAGAUGGUCGACGAUCUGACGUACGAGAGUCUGUCGAUGGAGCGGAUUCACGCGAGCGGCUACGUGUGGGACGCGCAAAACGAGGCUUACCGGAAAGCCACCGCCGAGGAUAUGGAUCAUUUUUUAGAGGAAGGCAACCUUCCCCCGGUUCGCUCGAUCUCGGAGACAACGCGGCAGAUGUCCGGGCCUGCGGCGACGUCCGCGGCGUUCGAGCUCGAUCGAGAGAAGCUACGGCAAUGGGACCUGCUGUCGAGCGCCUGCUUGCUCCAGGAACAGCAGCGCAGCUCAAUGGCGGACUCGGGGCGAGGGUUGCCAAUUGCGGAACGACCUGGAGACGUUCUCGAUGUGUCGAGGAACGGUGUACCGGUGCUGAACAACGGCGCCGGCACCGGGCCGAUCACGAGCACGACAGCUGCGGCCAAUCGCGAUCGGGACGUCGUUUUGGAGGUGCUCGAGAAGGGUGUACAGCAGAGUACCUCGACGACGACGACGACGACGACAACGACAACGACAACGACGACGACGACGACAACGGCGGCGGCGGAAUAUCUCGGGCUGAGCAACAGGCAGGAAUUGAACCAGGAGACUAAGGAAGCUUGUAACAGGGCUGCAGCUUCCGGCUCUGGAUCGGUGAUAGGAAGGGAUCCACUUCCGCCGAGAGCUGUCAGCACUUCGCAACUAGCUCAAAGAACGCAAACGCAACCACCGGCGACCGUCUCUACUCUUCCACUGCCAAGAAGUAACGCCACGCACAGACAACCAUUGCCGCUUCAUCAAUCCACUCCUCAAUCGAUCAGACAAUCGGAAAACGAUAUGACUAACUCGCAAUUAUUGCGAGCCGCCAGCAGCGGCGAUAUUGGAACCGGAUCUGCCAUAUUGAAUAACAACGACGGAAAGGACAUAAGAUUAACAUCCCCCAGUGGCCACGCCACUCAACGAUUGAUGAGUCCGGCUUUGAGGGUUGUUUCCUUGAACGACCAUCGAGUUUCCAGCCCUAGCGACAGCGAUAUACGAGUUCAUAGUCCAAUCGAGAGGAAAAUGGUGAGUCCGAUCGGCCGAGAGGUGGACCGCGGCGGGGGCACGGCUGGUAGGCAGAAUCAACGCGUAUGGGAGUGCAACGAGUUGCUGCACAAAAGGAGCAACGUCAGCUCCCAGCGAGCAGAGGGCGGCCGCAAGCUGCCGCAAGCCGCAACCCAAGGACUGGUUCGCGUGUCCGCCGGCGAACUCCUCGGCAGGACCCACGAGGAGUUGGUGCUCCUGCUGAUCCAGCUACGCCGGCAGAACGCCACCAUCUACAAAGCGAUGGAGAAUUGUCACAUGGAGAUCGAGGCACAGGCUAGAUUGGCAGAGCUCGAUACUCCGCGACGAUUGGAGAACCUUCAGAAACUCGAGGAACUAAAGAAGCAUCUGAUGGAUCUCGAAAAGCAGUACGAGAAGGGCAAGCCGCUAGUGAACCUCGUGGACAACAUGGUGAAGUUGGGCUCCCUCUACAAUCGCAACACUGCCAAUGGGACCAACAUCUUCUCGGGUUCUCGACACGACCUAGCACACGACAAUUCGAGGGAUCAUCGUCUGGAAUUCAAUCAGAAGGUGCAGGAGCAACGUUUGCUAGCCGAGGAACGUAGAGAUUGGGACCGAUUGAGUCCCGAUCACGGACAAUUACAGGCCAAGGUGCAGCAGCUCUACAAACUGGAUCGCCUGCUUCAGGAGGAAUCCGGAACGCUUCACAGUCUUCAGCAAGACAAGGAGAUUCUGGAAAAAGCUCUAGGUGGUCUCCGACAUAAACUACAGGGCAGCAGGAGCAAUUUGGUGGAAGCAGAGAGAUACAGGAAGCAGCAGCUCCUUCUGGAAAAAGAGCUGAGCAGAGUGAGAGUGUUGCUGGCACACAACUCCAAGGUAAAGCCGGUAUUCUUCCAGAAACUCGAGGAAACGGUCGCGGAAAAUGCGAGAUUGGAACAAGACCUGGUGGUGCUGCGACAGAAGCUCCAAGCAUCGAGGAGGUAUGCAGGAAAUAUGACUAGAGACACUUCGGCCACGACUGGUCCUCUCGAAGCAGAGUUGAGAAGAGUUCAACAAUUGGUCGGAGAUCUACAGAGACAACGAAAGGAAUUGAGCAUUCAAGUUAGACAAUUAACGGAAAAGUCUCACAGUCUGGUGCAACAGAUUCGACCGCAACCUACUUCUGCUCCUCAAGUGCACCAACCAAAGAAGCGAACGCAAAACUCUUGGUUGGAGACCGAUCUUGAUUCUGGGAUAACUUUGGACCACGGUUUGGAUUCGCCAUCGAGCCCUGCGCUGUCCUCGUCGCCUCGUGGCAAGCAGAACGGUGGACCGUAUCCGCAUUUCAGCUCACCGACGCAGAUCAAAGACUCGUCCCCCACGAAUCGUCAGCAGACAAACCUACAAUCGUACCCUCAGUCGCCGCAGAAUCAUAUUUCCUCGCUUUCCCCUCAGUUACGAGAACAGAUUCAACAACAUCAGUUGAAGCAACAGCUUCUAAAGGAUCAAAUGCAGGGAAAAGGAAGCCUGAUGCAAGCGAACGUUUCUCCGUUAUACGUCAACACGGAGUCUAGAAUUCACGAGAACAACAGACAAGAUGAAAAUUUGACUAAUGGUACAAUUCCUCCACCGGAGUACGUUCCACCUCCUCCGCCGCCACCCUUGGCCGAAGAAACGUUACUGAACGAUAAUUACAGACAAAACGAGGACAACAAGUUCGCCGGCUUAAUCCACAACCGUGAGAAACAAGAGAUUAAGACCGUGCGAAUCGUGAAACGGGAAUCGGAAAGACGGCAAAGAGAUCGAGGAGACAGAACUGGAAACAUUGGAAUUCCAUUAACGAACGGGCUUCAAGCGCCUGGAGGUGCCAAGAGAUUGUGCGACGAUGAUUUAGAAGGAUCUCAGAAAUUCGAGAAGGCUCAAUUGGGAAAGGUGGUAGAAGAGUCGCCGAUGAUUCACGCCCAAAGCACAGUCCAGCUGACGGAUUUGGACGACGUGCAGUUCCAAAGAAGCAUGUCCUUACCGAGAGGUUUCGGCGGACAGCGGCAACAGCAGCCCGAGAUUCAUCAGGUUCCGGUAGUGCCUCCUCCCAGAAGCGACAGCAUGCACGCUUUGAGAACCAUGCUGGCUAGACGAAAUAAAGUCAGGUUCGAAACUCAAGACGGAAGCUCGGACAGUACUCUGUCGCCGUAUACGGAGAGCCUCGCUUCGAGCUCGCACGUGCCUAUGAGCUCGCCGAAUUACUCGACCAGUCCGUCCUAUAGCCCCAGCCAGCAGAAUUAUCCGAUCAAAGCGAACCAUCAUCAGCCGCCGUACUACCCACCGUACAGACACUACGAGAAUCCAUUGAGAAACGAAAGCAUCCCGGAGCCGGUGAGUCCGGAAUUGUUGUCACCGACGAACCUCGAGGGCCAGGACAGAACGUUCGGUUCGUCGUUGAACGUGAACGCGUCGAACUCGCCACAAUUGUCGCCCAUUUUCAAGAGCGAGGCGGCGAAACAGAUCAUCAAGGAGAUGACGGAGAAAAAGAUCGAGGGGCCGAGGCGCAGGCAAAUUCCCCGCGAGAAAAGACGACACUAUACCGUGUCCAGUAGCAAACCCAUUCUCGAUCUAGAAGACACCUUCUCGAAGAUGGGAAUGGGAAGAGCCAGAGAUGAUCUUGAUAUGGAACGAGCGCUCAGGCCGAGGAUCAACGCACCGGACGUCGUAAGAUCGACUUUGAGUCACAAAGAGCUGAAGUACAACGAGAGUACCAUCGAUCAGCUGCUAGGAACGCCCAACAAGAUCGUAAUCCCUGAAAGAUAUAUCCCUGAACAGACGCCAGAAUUAACUGCGGAGGAACAAGAGCAACGAUUGAAGAAAGCCGAAGCGAUAAGAAAGAUGCUGUCGGAAACAACCGUGACUGCGCCAGAUGGAAGCGACGAUAAUAUCAAUAUCGAGCAAUCAGACAGCUUGAAGAGAAAAGUAGUGGAAGAGAAACGGCAAAGAGAGCACAUUUUGCAACUGAAUCAAAUUUUGGCCAAGCAAGUCAUGGAAAAGAGCAAGAUGGUGGCGGUGAAAGCAUUGGCCACUCUUCCUUUGAAGACCGAAUCGAGCUUAGAAGACGAGGAUCUCUCGCCCGUAACGCCAUUACCGCUCUAUCAGCAAAGAGAGAAUUAUUACUCGUAAGGCGAUCAAGGUCGUUAUUGUCCCUCGGACAUAGCUGUCAAAUACAGGUCCUUUUAGCACAAAAGAGAAAACUCUACUGCCAGCCCGGAACAACAGAGAAACAAACAUCUUUCCUCGUGUAACGUUUUAUCAAAUUUCAUAACAGACGACUGACUCGUCUGACACUUGCUAUUACGAUUAUAUAAAAGGUAAAGAAAACGAUGUUGUUUUUUUUUUUUUUAUUUGCGUGAAUAUUGUACAUAAUCAUGGAUUAAAUAAACCGAUAAUAAAUAGCUGUUCUCUGGAUCGUCGAUAAGGACUAACAGUAUAAUGAGUGUCGAACAGAAUUAGGUGAAUGAUAUUUAUAGAAGAAAAUAGUAAAUAUUCGAAUGAUUAUUUCAAUUCUUUAUCUAAUUUUUUAUUACAUGUUCUUUUUUCUAAUGGAUUUUUGUUUGAUUUUGUUUAUAGUAAGUAUCGUUUGAUUUAAUCGACUAACGAAAAAUAAUUUGUAUUUGCUAUUUUCUUACUUGAAGCGUUUUAUCGUUUAAUCGUGACAUCGAGACAGGAUGGUUUCAAGUUUCGAUGCGCCUAAGACUUUAACUGUCGUCCAUUCUUGGAUUACCGAAUCUGCAUUAAGAAUACAUACUUCUGUUCCACGGUUUCGCGAGAUGUUUGUAUUCAAAGAAUGCUUCUAUUCGUAUUUAUACAUUUUUUAACGAUAAAUACACGAAACAUAUAAAAUUCCGUCGUCGUAAAAUUAAAGACUAAUUACGAAACCUAUAUUCUAUAAUCGUAAAUGUUGCUCCAACGUAAAACGUUCUAGUAAUAAAUAUUCUGAUGCCAUCUUGCUUGACGCCAUUCUGGCUCGAUGUUUACUCUUCUAUCCGAAGAGAAUGCUUCCACGAGUUUCUAUCACUAGCAAUAAUAAUAAAUUAAGGAACGAUCGCACAAUGCGACUCAUUUAACGAAUGACUGUAAUCGAAUUCCUUUAAUUCGUGCGAAUGCCAUUAGUUAGAGAAAGAGAAUCGAGUAUAGGGAUAAAAUAAAUACCCACUCGGAGGUAUAGUUAAUCAGAGAGUUCGGCUAAUUAUAAACAGCUGGAAGAAUCAAGUACACUUUAUAUCUCGCCUUUAUUUCUCGUGCUAUCUCGCGAAAAAUUUAUAUAUUGCAAUCUUGUCAAACUAUAAAUUCCUCCGAGUAUUACCAUUCUUACGUAAUUUCAUUUUCUUCUUUUAUCAAAUCUAUCCUUUUACAAGUUUUUCGUUAAUACAGAUGAAAAUGAAAUGAAAGCUUUAUACGCGUAUAUGGAUCGAAUUCAGUGAAAUUUGUCCGUUACGCAAAGUCGUGCUUUCACGGAUACUUCUUCAAGUUUACAUUUACGUUACAGUAACGUUAAUCAACAACAAGUAAUUUAUUGUAUCUGUACAUAUUGCAACGAGUUCGGGAAUCAUCGGUUUAAGUCAUCCGCGAAUUUACGUAAGAGAAACGAGCAUAUUAGCGAUAAGGUAAAAAGAAUAAGGUAAAAUUUAAGGUUGAAUUUACGGUAGAUGCUACGAGCGGCGCAACAUAGUUAAACAUUAAUAAAGAUCGCUAUAAGUAACGAUCGCAUUGAACUGACUGAGACUAGAGUGGAUUUAUAGUGUGAAACACCGAUCGAGGGUAUAUGAAAUUUUAAAUAAGUUGUUCGAACAUCUCUCUGUGUGCUUUACGCUUUGUUAUUAACGUGCGAGAUAUGAUCGAGUCAUUGCAGUGAAACGUUUAUUAUCAACGUUAUCGUCACGUAACAAUGUACAGCAAUUGUAUAAGUAGAUGAAUUAACGGUUGUUUCAAUCAAAAAUAAUGUAAGACGUUACAGAUUAAACAACAUAUUUCUUAAUAACAGAGUGAUCUAUAAACAACUGAUUGAUUUCCAUUGUCAAUAACUUUUAAACAAAAUAAAAACAAUAGUCUUUUAAUACAAGUCAUUAAUACAAUUUAUUAAUACCCGGGAAUUCUGUACAGAAGAUGAUUCUAUUAUCCAGAUUCUAUUAUCUAUUGUACAGAGAUACAAUCGGAAUGUCCAUUUUCCGUCAGGCUUAAGAAAGUCUUAAAGUAAGAACUUUAAAGCAAUCAUGAAAGAUUAAUUUAAUAAUCUUUAGUAAUCUAGUAAAAAAUGAAAUAAAAUAUCUAAAUGACUCGUCUUAACAGACCAUUAAUUCCUUUAAUCGUACCAUUCUAAACGUAUAUUAUAUGUCGCGUUUCUGAUAAAUAAGAGAACGAUGCUUGAUGCAACAUUCUGAUUAUUUCCUGCAAGUUCGAUCGGUAUUUUCAUUCGUAGAUCUGCUCCAACUUCGACGCGAUCAAACGCAUGGAUUUAUACGACACACGAAUCACUCGAACACUCGCCAUUCUAUUCGAUACUUUUCUUACCAACUUCUUCAUACGGAUGCAUACGUUUGACCGACGUUGAAUCGUCUGUAAUUUAAGCAACGUGUAACAUAUACAUCUGUACGUUUUAGAGGCGUCCUGUAACAUCGUUCUUCGUUCUACGUGAAUCGUUUACGCCGCUUUUGACGUUUCCAAGCAGCGUGUAUUAUAUUUUUCUGAGGUCGAUUCUCGUGUUUGUCACCCGAGAUUGUCCAACGUAUUGUCCAACAAUAAGAAAAAAAGGACGACCUCGAACGUGCGACUAGAUAAGUUCCAUAAAAGUGUCUAGCAUCGUAUCCAUUCAAUGGACAUCGAUUGCCAACGUGUAUUUCGAUGGAAAUUUAAUAAUCGAAACUUAAUUCUUUGAAGCGGGAAUUGAAUUCGUUAAUAUUAUUUUAAUCAAAGACAUAAUAAAUACAUAAGACAUAAAUGAAAACAUAAAUGACAAAGUCUUUGUAACAUAGCAGAAAAUGGUAAGCAACGCUUCAAAGGACUAAGAAGGAAGGAAGAAGGCAGCGUUGAGACGCGAAGCGUCGCAAAAUCGUGCUAGUGUUUCUAAACUAUGUUGUACGGUUGCAAUCUGUUAAAAUGCUUAGACAAUUGGGAACGACGAGAGCGUUCGAGCGAAAUCGGAGAGUGCCAAAUUACACUCGCAAAAGCAGAUCGAUCGCGAAACGCGGCAACUGCUCGUCAAUUAAACGAGGAAGAAUAAAAGAAGCGAAAACCAGCGAGACUAACGCGCAGCACAAACGAUUAAAUCUAAGGAUCUCCCCUCGACGACUGUCAACCCCGAGAAUGGUAUCUCGCUAAUCACGCUAAUUAAUGGUAGAAAUGCGUUACUAUUAUCGAGAACUCUUCGGUCCACAGGCAUCGACAUUAGGAAUAGUUUUUUACGAUACGAUGAUCCGUGUACGACGUAGAAUAUACGGUGAAACCAACGAUCGAAUCGCGAUCGCUCCUUCGGGACGCGAAUAGGUCGAGAGAAAAAGAGCUUAGCUCGUAAAGAGUAGCCCUAUCAGGCAAUCGGUACCAUCGUGCCCUUUUUAAGAACGUUCCUCUGUGGAUGGAGUACAAUUCCAGCGCGAAUCAUCGCGGACGUUGAAGGCAAAGGUUCGGGGAAAAAAGGACGAUACGUUCGUUCAUCGCUGCAAACUCCUCGUUCGACGUCCGAUCGGUCCAUGGUACCUGAGAAACCAGCGACGGGCUGGUUUCUGCGGUUGCCACUGCGCCAGGCGGACUGUUAAAGCGAUGUAAACACCGAAACGCUAUUGUAAAAGGAAACUACUGUGGAAACAGGAACUGUUAUUGUUACACGAAUAAAAUAAAAUCCAUAUUACAUGA
Bombus pyrosoma is the source of this 17838-nucleotide messenger RNA. RefSeq lists its product as uncharacterized. Bases 3196 to 14112 code for a protein of 3638 amino acids. The transcript has 30 exons. NCBI's taxonomy places the organism in Eukaryota, Metazoa, Arthropoda, Insecta, Hymenoptera, Apidae. The record is from RefSeq and is a predicted model, not a curated record.